AUGUGUCAUCUUAUAUAUCUUAUAUAUAUUUAUCGGACGCAGUGCUAAGAGUCGAUCACUGCAAAGGGAGAAGAAGAAGAACAUCAUCAUCAUCAACAUUAUCUUUUCACUGACAGCAUGAUGAAGACUUUCUGCUUCACUCUGGGGCUGCUGCUGCUCACCGCCUGCUGCUGCAACGCCAUGCCUCAAGCUGUGCAGUUCCAGUCAGCACCUGGAAAAUGCUGCUUCAAAUUUUACACUCGCAAAAUACCAUUACAGCGUGUGUUCAACAUAACCAAGACCCACAGCGCCUGUCAGAACCAGGCAUUCAUAGUUCAUACUAUCAAAGGAAUACCGAUCUGCUACAGAGAAACUUUCCAGUGGGCUCGGGAUAUCUACAGUCAGCCGCACUACACCGUGGGCAGCGGUCAGCAGCUCUAAAGAUGUAUCACUGUAGUAUUACUGUACGCUUAAUUUAGGCUAUACUUGAAACUUAUGCUUGGUUUGGCACGCCUAUAAAUACAUACUCUUUAUAUUUUAAUAAAUGUAUUAACGUAA
Molecule: messenger RNA, 537 nt
Organism: Sander lucioperca (pikeperch)
Lineage: Eukaryota; Metazoa; Chordata; Actinopteri; Perciformes; Percidae
Product: C-C motif chemokine 14-like
Exons: 3
Coding region: 118-420 (100 amino acids)
Biological process (GO): cellular response to type II interferon; positive regulation of GTPase activity; lymphocyte chemotaxis
Cellular component (GO): extracellular region
Molecular function (GO): CCR chemokine receptor binding; chemokine activity
Source: RefSeq, a predicted model, not a curated record